AUGACGACUUCUCAUAGACCUCAGCUAGAGGCAAGAAGUGGGGGGAAAUAUGCACCCGAGCAGGUUCCAACAGGUGCUAAACAUGCAAGGUUGCUUCCUGGACACACUAAGAUAAAACGCAGGAAGGUGAAGCCGGCUACGUCAGAUGCUUCUAGUUUAGUUUCUGGCGCACGGGAGAUUAUAAAGACGGAUAAGGUUGAUUUCGAUGAAGAGAAUAAUAGUAACAACGAUAGAGAAAGUUCAGAGGAUGAUGAAUAUGAUAGUACAUAUAGCAGCAGUAGUGAUGAUGAGGAAGAGCUACGAGAAGGGCUAGAGGCAAUUAGAAGGGCUAGAGAGCUAAAUGAGUCCCAUCAAAAAUUAGCAGUAGAGGCUUCAUCUGUUCAGGAACCCAAACAAGUCUCUGCGGUGAAGAGCUGGAGGUCUAACACCGUGUUUGGCGCACAAAAGAAGAGUAAUGGGGAUUCUCAGGUGACAGCAGAGAACCGGUUAAAAUACCUGAACGAUCUAAGCAGAAGUGAGUACCAUCGCGAUUUUAUGAAAAGGGUUUCAAGAUAA
Messenger RNA from Eremothecium sinecaudum, 555 nucleotides. RefSeq names its product U2-type spliceosomal complex subunit CWC15 (gene CWC15). The transcript has a single exon. The coding region runs from base 1 to 555 and encodes 184 amino acids. Lineage: Eukaryota; Fungi; Ascomycota; Saccharomycetes; Saccharomycetales; Saccharomycetaceae. The record is from RefSeq and is a predicted model, not a curated record. Gene Ontology annotation, cellular component: catalytic step 2 spliceosome. Gene Ontology annotation, biological process: mRNA cis splicing, via spliceosome. Gene Ontology annotation, molecular function: RNA binding.